Rotaria sp. Silwood1 is the source of this 600-nucleotide messenger RNA. Lineage: Eukaryota; Metazoa; Rotifera; Eurotatoria; Philodinida; Philodinidae. The record is from the annotation of a GenBank genome assembly.
AUGACUCGUGUAAUUAUUCAUGGAAUGAUCGAAAAUUAUCGAGCAUCAUGGUACGAUCAAAUGCGGCAAGCUUUCCUCGAUACGGAAGAUAGCAACUUGAUCUUUGUCGAUUGGUCGAAAACGAAUCAUUUUCCGUAUACUCAAGCGACAGCCAAUACUCAGAUGGUUGGUGCUGAAGUGUCAUUGUUGAUCGAUGAGUUAAUUGCUAAUCAUGGAGCAGAUCGACAAUUGAUUCACUUAAUUGGUCAUAGUUUGGGUGCACAUGCAGCAGGUUAUGCAGGAUCUCGUAUUAUCCCUCGUGUCAGUCGCAUCACAGGUCUUGAUCCAGCUGGACCUUACUUUGAAUGGACUGAUCCUCGUGUUCGUUUGGAUCCGAGUGAUGCCCAAUUUGUCGAUGUUAUUCACACGGAUGGACAAGCUCAUGUUCAAUUGGGUCUCGGUCUUCUACAGCCAUUAGGUCAUGUCGAUUUCUAUCCGAAUGGAGGUCUUGAACAACCUCAGUGUCCUAAAAUGACCGGGAAAAUCUGGAAUACCAUUAUUAAUGCAUUUGAUAACGAAGGUAACACGAGGCCUCUUCAUUUCAAGUAUUAUAGUCACUGA